Penaeus indicus is the source of this 2674-nucleotide messenger RNA. RefSeq names its product dol-P-Man:Man(7)GlcNAc(2)-PP-Dol alpha-1,6-mannosyltransferase-like (gene Alg12). Bases 8 to 2449 code for a protein of 813 amino acids. NCBI's taxonomy places the organism in Eukaryota, Metazoa, Arthropoda, Malacostraca, Decapoda, Penaeidae. Gene Ontology annotation, biological process: protein N-linked glycosylation. The transcript has 10 exons. Gene Ontology annotation, cellular component: endoplasmic reticulum membrane. The record is from RefSeq and is a predicted model, not a curated record. Gene Ontology annotation, molecular function: alpha-1,6-mannosyltransferase activity.
CAUUUAGAUGGACUGGUUGGUGGGCUGUGUGGCAUUGGUCCACCUUGUUGUGGCACCAUACACGAAGGUAGAAGAGAGUUUCAACCUCCAGGCCUGUCAUGAUCUGCUCUAUCAUGGAAUACACCUCAGCCAGUACGACCACUUAGAAUUCCCAGGUGUUGUGCCAAGGACCUUUGUAGGACCACUUGUCGUUUCUGCAAUUGCUUACCCAAUUGUGGCCAUUAUUAAACUACUUGGCCUUUCUAAGUUUCUUGCCCAGUAUGUUGUGCGAGCAGUAUUAGGGCUUCUUGUAAUCUUGGCAUGGCGCCGUUUCCGAAAACAACUACAGGAGAGCUUUGGCCCGUCUGUUACCUUCUGGUUCACCCUCAUCACUGCCUCCCAGUUCCACUUCAUGUAUUACCUAAGUCGCCCACUACCCAAUACCUUUGCUCUUGCUAUAGCCCUCCUCACCUUCUCAUACUGGCUAGAGCAUCGUCAUGGCCCUCUCAUUUGGACAUCAGGAGUUGCAGUUUUGAUAUUCCGAUCUGAGUUGUGUCUACUUUUGGGGCCAAUGCUGCUGCUGGACCUUACAACUCGGAGACUGCUCACAGUUCCAUUUCUGAAAUAUGCAAUACCAGCAGGGCUCUUGUGCCUCGUCACCACACUGACCAUAGAUUCUUUCUUCUGGAAACGACUCUUAUGGCCUGAAGGAGAAGUCUUCUGGUUUAAUACAUACAAGAACCAGAGUCAUAAUUAUGGAACAUCACCCUUUUUGUGGUAUUGGUACUCAGCACUCCCUAGAGCCCUAGGCUUAAGUAUCCUUCUUGUCCCUUUUGGCAUUGCACUGGAUAAGAGACUGCAGGUUCUGGUAACUCCUGCUUUUAUCUUUGUGGCAGCCUACUCUAUCCUGCCCCAUAAGGAACUACGUUUCAUUAUCUACGUCUUCCCCAUUCUCAAUGUUGCUGCUGCCAGAGCAUGCCAUUUUCUCUGGGAAGGGAGAGACAAGUCUACCAGCCGUCAGCUGUUGGCUGUAGGGUCAGCACUGCACCUGGUGGGUAAUGUGGUGUUCACAACCUUUUUGCUUACCAUCUCGGCCAACAACUAUCCAGGAGGUGUGGCUGUACAAAAGUUACAUCAGAUAGUUCCUCAGGAUAUGAAUGUCAGUGUCCACAUUGAUAACUUUUCAGCACAGACUGGAGUAUCAAGAUUCACACAGCUUCAUGAUCACUGGAGAUAUAACAAAACUGAACAUUUGAAAGCUGGAGGGCCAGAAUUAAGAUCAUUCACCCACUUGUUGGUUGAAGGCAAAUCCAAAUAUUCAUACAAUCUCAAACAUUACACAACCUCGCAUCAGAUCCUCACUUCAGUGGAAUCAUUCUCGCACCUGAGCUUCAAUUAUCAACAGUUUCCCCCUGUGAAGGUUAGGGUGAAGCCAUCUAUCUUUGUCCUGAAAAAUCUGGUGGAGGAAGAUAUUGACUGGUCAUGGCUACAAGAGGAAGAGGAAGAAAAGGAGGAAUUAGAAGAAAUGAGAAGUGAAGAAGAGGAGGUUGUCCAUGAAGAAGAAAAAGCUGAAGAAAUUAGCCAACAGGAAGAGGAAAAGGAAAAGGAAGAAGAAGGAGAAGGAGAAGAACAAGAUCAAGAUCAAGAGGAUCAGGAGGAGGAGAUAAUGGAACAGGAGCAGGAGGAGGAGGAGGAUAACAUUUUUGAAGAAAGCGUAUAUGAACCAAAAGCAGCUGAGGAAAAGCCAGAAGAAGAGGAAGGAAUUGUGAAGGAUGAAUCGCUUCAAGGAGAGGAUGACUCUAAAAAUGCAGAAGAAAUUGAAGAAUCAAUAGACAGUGAUGUAGGAGAAACACAAGAGGAGAAGGUGGAGCAGCAACAGGAGGGGGAGGAGAAGGAAGAGAAGGAGAAGAAGGAGGAGGAGAAGGAGGAGGAGGAGGAGGAGGAGGAGAAGGAGGAGGAGGAGGAGGAGGAAGAGGAGGAGGAGGAGAAGAAGGUGGAGGAGGAGGAGCCUAGACUUCCAGAGCCUGGCUGUUUUAUGCCAGAAGGGGAAGUUUAUGAUGUUAGUGGUGAAGGUGAAGUCCCUGAUAAGCAACCUUCAGACGUGAAUGAAGUGUUGAUGGAAGGGGAAAAGAAAGCAGAUAGUGACAGUGAACAAUUUUGUUAUGGCAGUGAGAGUGAUGAUUGCCAACUUUUGGAAACGGGAGAAAAUGAUAAUAGAGCAAAUGAGAACAAUCCCAGCAAAAUGAAAAUGGAAACCCAAGAAGAUAGCAGUGUAGAAGCAGAAGAGGAAGAAAACAGAUUUGUUGAAAUAACAUAUGAGACAAAGGAAGCAGAUGCCAAAGCUGAUGAGAGUGAAGAAGAGCAGUGGCAGAUAAUGGACCUGAUUGUGACCAAGACGAAGCAGCUGAUAUGGAAUGUCUUCUUGUUCUGUGCGGUGUGCUACGUCGGGUGCUCUCUCUUCAACCAAUAGCCAGAAUAACAGAAGAAUGUACAGUCUUCUAUGAAAAAGAUUUUAAAGAAUUCAUAUAUGUGUAUAGUGCCAGAAGUGCUUUAUUAAUCUGAGUUUGAAUAAUGCAAUUUGUUGUAUUUACGUUGUCUUCAAGUGUUGGGAAUACAAAACCGGAACGACGAACGUAUAUAAUCACAAAAAUCAUUAUAAUUAUUUACGGCCAUUUGUCUUUUAUUUGCAUUUUUC